AUGAGUGGUGAUCGGUGUACUUCUUUGACGGAUUUCUUCGAUAGUUAUGCCGGGCAGUUUGAAGAGACCAAUUUCUUGUCACCCUCUACAGCAUCUACCAACGACAUCUUCAGUAUUCUUGAAGUUUUUGAGGGUGGUUCCGAUGAAUUCACAUCUAUGAUGCCUUUGGAAACUGGGUUUCAUGCAAAAGAUCAUAAGUCCACUUCUUCCUGCAGUGUUUUACAAGAUCUCGUAGAGGCGGAGCUGGAGAUGCUUUCGCCCAAGACCAAGAGACAAAAACUGUCUUCGGUCGACCAAGGCGGUGCAAACUCAGACGGGCAGCAAAAAGUGUCGCAUAUCACGGUGGAGAGGAACCGAAGGAAGCAGAUGAACGAGCAUCUAACCGUUCUUCGUGCACUAAUGCCUUGCUUCUAUGUCAAAAGGGGUGAUCAAGCAUCAAUAAUAGGCGGAGUAGUUGAUUACAUCGCUGAAUUGCAACAAGUUCUUCAAUCAUUAGAGGCAAAGAAGCAAAGAAAAGUUUACAGUGAUGUUUUAAGUCCAAGGCUUGUUUCUUCAAGCCCUAGACCUUCACCUCUCAGCCCUCGGAAACCGCCAAUUAGCCCUCGGCCCCUCUUGCCCAUUAGCCCAAGAACCCCACAACCAGUAAGCCCUUACAAACCUAGGUUCCAGCAACCUGCAACUACCAAUUCCUCUUACAUACCUCCAAUACCAUCACCAAUGGCAGCGAAUUUAACACCACCUUCACUUGAACCUUCACCUUCUAGUUCUUCCUCAACUUCAGACAUUGUUAACGAACUCGUUGCGAAUUCAAAGUCAGCCAUUGCUGAUGUUGAGGUGAAGUUCUCAGGCCCUAAUCUUCUUCUGAAAACUAUCUCGCCUCGGUUGCCUGGUCAAGCAACGAAAAUAGUUUCGGUUCUUGAAGACCUUUCUCUUGAAAUCCUCCAGGCGAGCAUUAACACAGCUGAUGAAACUAUGGUGCAAUCCUUCACCAUCAAGAUUGGAAUCGAAUGCCAGCUAAGUGCGGAGGACCUGGUUGAACACAUUCAGCAAACAUUCAGCUAGCGUUACGUAAUGGUAUAGUAGACG
Messenger RNA from Cynara cardunculus var. scolymus (artichoke), 1086 nucleotides. Its product is annotated as transcription factor SPEECHLESS-like. Lineage: Eukaryota; Viridiplantae; Streptophyta; Magnoliopsida; Asterales; Asteraceae. The transcript is spliced from 4 exons. Gene Ontology annotation, molecular function: DNA-binding transcription factor activity; protein dimerization activity. The record is from RefSeq and is a predicted model, not a curated record. Gene Ontology annotation, biological process: stomatal complex development; guard cell differentiation; positive regulation of DNA-templated transcription. The coding region runs from base 1 to 1062 and encodes 353 amino acids. Gene Ontology annotation, cellular component: nucleus.